Molecule: messenger RNA, 1212 nt
Organism: Sungouiella intermedia
Lineage: Eukaryota; Fungi; Ascomycota; Pichiomycetes; Serinales; Metschnikowiaceae
Source: the annotation of a GenBank genome assembly
AUGAUGCUCACUACUACUCCCGAAAGACAGAGACCUGUUUUGCCCUCUUUGGACGCCUUCAGAACUCCUAGAAUGCUGCUUCCCCCAUUAUCGUCGUUGCUCAACGAAUCCACUCCCUUCAGACCCAAAUUACCAUCUAUCGACUCGUUUGCUACGCCCUACACCUCGAGCUAUUUGGCUCCAGGAUCUUCAGUGAACACCUCGACUGUCAACAGUGGAAACGCCACUGGAUCUGAGCCCAGAUUCGAUAAACCCAUGCUUUCGGUCACCACCAAGACGCCCGUGGCCACCACCACUAGCAGAACACCCGCAGUGAAGUCAGAAGUUGUGUCACCAGUGGAUUCGUCCAAAUUGGUCAAUUCCACUAUGGACUCCGACGCAGACACUUCCAUCAACGACUCCAUGAUCAAGGUGUCGAAGAGGAAGACUUCCGCGACAUCUCCCUCUAGAGAUUUCGCCUUCAUCUCCCAUUCGCCUGCCACUUACCCAUCCCAGGAGCCAUCCAUUGACAACGCAUCGUUGGCCAGAAGAAAGAGAAGAAGAACUUCACCUUACGAGUUGUCGAUCUUGAACCAGGAGUUCCAGUUGGGAUCUACGCCUAGUAAGGCUAGAAGAACCGAGAUUGCUGAGAGGGUCAAUAUGUCUGAGAAGGCCGUGCAGAUUUGGUUUCAGAACAAGAGACAGUCACUUCGUCGUCUCAAAUCCACCGACAGAGAGGUGACUGAAUUGCCUCCUACGCCAGAUUCAUCCAGCGUAAUGUCGGGCAUGACUACUGAGGCUGUUCCAACUCCUUUGCAGGAGUCUACGCCAAUUAAGCCUACUCUAGCUAAGGCGCAUUCCCAGCUGUACACGGAAUUCUCCACGUUGGCAGAACUGUCGCCUAUCCGGUCAUAUUCCACUUCCAACUUGUCGCAGAAGCAUGCCUUGUUGACUAAGAACCCCAACUCUGCCCUUCUCACCAAGAUGCUUGCAAGUGCUGACGACGAGAAGAAGAAGUCGGAGCUUGUGUUGAAUUUGACCAACAAGAAACAGCCUGAGUUCGCUCGUCAUUCGCCUGCUGCUGCUACACAGGUGAGAACAUUCAAGUUGGCACCAUCCAAGGAGAGAAAGCCAUUGGGUGUCAUUGAUGUCAACAUCCCUUCUACUGCUGGAAAGGGCAGCGAGCUGCAGUGUGUUCACGGAUUGCUUUCCUUGAGGGGAGCUACUUAUUAA